AUGGCGAUUGCGGCAUCCGAGGAUGAGGACUUUGUGGCAUAUGAGGAUGGGGAGAUUGAGGCAUAUGAGGAUGAGGACUCUGGGGCAUUUGAUACGGAGAUUGCGGCAUCUGAUGAGGCGAUUGAGCCAUGUAAGGUGAAUGAGGAGCCUGAUGCGGAUGAGGAUACACCAUAUGAGGAUGCUGAGCCAUGUGUGGAGAUUGCGGCAUAUGAUGAGGAGACUGUGGCAUCUGGUGAUAAGGAGAUUGUGGCAUCUGAGGGUAUGGAGAUUGAGCAACUCGAGGUGACUGUGCGUGCUGAGGAUGAACCUGAGCUGGAGCUAGAGGACGUUGAGUCGUUCGAGGUGACUGAGCCACUUGUGGUGAUUGCGGAACUCGUGGUUGUGAAACCUGGGGUGACUGAACAGUCUUCGAAGGUUGAGCUGCCUCUGAAGCUUCAGUCGUGGCUGGUUGUUCAUCCUUCUUGGAUACUUCAGCCCCUUCAGCCAGUUGAGUAA
This is a messenger RNA of Fusarium redolens, 495 nucleotides long. RefSeq lists its product as uncharacterized. Lineage: Eukaryota; Fungi; Ascomycota; Sordariomycetes; Hypocreales; Nectriaceae. The record is from RefSeq and is a predicted model, not a curated record. The transcript has a single exon. The coding region runs from base 1 to 495 and encodes 164 amino acids.